Molecule: messenger RNA, 402 nt
Organism: Soboliphyme baturini
Lineage: Eukaryota; Metazoa; Nematoda; Enoplea; Dioctophymatida; Soboliphymatidae
Source: the annotation of a GenBank genome assembly
AUCUGCUUAUCUGAAAGUCUCACUUUUACUCUGUUGCAUUGUUUUUUCUUGUGCAUGUUUCUGUACUCCAGCUUCGCGUGGGGGAUCAACGAUAAAAAGUCCCUUCAUGCAGAAUAUGGCUUUAUCACAAUGAAACGAGGAACCAAUAUCAUCGGAAUGACAACGGUUAUGAAUAACGGAUUUACGACAUCGGAAAACGGAGAAAUAAGAGACAACAAAAUCGUUUUUCACCUCCAUCAGAUUGGUCGAAUCAGCUGGAGUCGAGAUCUCCCUGUCUUACAUCUGAUCAGAGAAAUCACGCUACUUGAACCAGAUGUUCUGGAGCAACGAACAAUGAUGCAAACUCUUACGCACGUCAUGCAAGAGCACACGAGCAUUCGUUACCGUAAGGUGUUCCCUUGA